This is a messenger RNA of Exophiala spinifera, 1800 nucleotides long. RefSeq lists its product as uncharacterized. Gene Ontology annotation, biological process: transmembrane transport. The coding region runs from base 1 to 1800 and encodes 599 amino acids. The transcript is spliced from 2 exons. Gene Ontology annotation, molecular function: transmembrane transporter activity. The record is from RefSeq and is a predicted model, not a curated record. Gene Ontology annotation, cellular component: fungal-type vacuole membrane. Lineage: Eukaryota; Fungi; Ascomycota; Eurotiomycetes; Chaetothyriales; Herpotrichiellaceae.
AUGGCAGGAUUGCGACCCGUGGCAAUGGAAACUGCUGAGUCGCCGGUAUCGCCGGUAUCGCCCAUCUCGCCGCAAGAAUUUCGGAACCAAUACCCAAGAAGACCCUUGCCGCAAGAACACGCCGAUGCCCGCAAUGGGCACAACCAAGAGCGUGGAGUAAGGCGAAUACCUCGAAAACCCCUCCCACAGCGCCUGGGAUCACGGAAAUCAAUUAACCACCGACCCAGCACCUCGGCGAGUUUCACUCGUGCCUUCUCAUGGCUCGGCGCUGUCCUUGCCGACCCUCGACAGGCCCCUUUGCAAGAACAAGGAAUUCCCGAAGACAAUAUCUCAAAUGGCGAGGCGAACUACAGGAAAUCAUGGCGAUACACGUCUCGAUUCGACCCUCGAAUGGACUCGGGCUUGACCUUGUACGACCCGGAUUUGGACGUCAGCCUCAAAAGGCAAUCGUCAAAUGCUGCUCACGUCGUCAGGCCUCUGGACCUGGACUGGCAACUCCCCCCUCUGGGUGGAGGAUGGAUACCGCCGGGUUCCAGCUCGUCGAUGGUCGAUGCUGCUAUCCAGGCGCCAGCCAACUUGACUCCCGAAAAGGGUGACGAGCCGCCGCCCAACGGCGGAGUGCUUGCGUGGAUGCAAGUCGCCGGAGCCUUUUUCUUGUACUUCAAUAGCUGGGGUACGUUGAAUACUUUUGGCGUUUUUCAGACCUACUACGAAACAUCUGGCAGACUGGACCAGUCAGCGUCCAACAUCUCCUGGAUCGGGUCCUUGCAGGCAUUCCUCGCGACGCUGGUUGGCGUCGUGACCGGGCCGCUCUACGACGCAGGGUACUUCCGUCAUCUCGUCGUCGCAGGCGGCUUCCUCGUCCCCUUCGGCUUCAUGAUGACCAGCCUGUGUACCGAGUACUGGCAGACCGUCCUCGCUCAGGGAAUCACCAUCGGCAUAGGGAACGGAUGCCUGUUCGUCCCUUCGGUUGCCAUCCUGCCUCAAUACUUCACCUCCAAGAACGCGAUCGUCAACGGCAUCGCCGCGUCCGGGUCGAGCAUCGGCGGAAUAAUCAUGCCGUUCGUCUUUGUCCGGCUCCAGGCGCGCAUCGGGUUCGGUUGGGCCACUCGUGUGUUGGGGUUCUUGUCCAUCGCCACCGUAGCCAUCAGCCUGGCUCUCAUGCGACCUCGCUUGAAACCCAAAUCGAAACGCAAGCUCGUUGACCUGUCGGCGUUCAAGGAUUUGCAGUACACGCUGUUCUGCUCCGCUGCCUUCUUCGGGUUCAUCGGCGUGCUCGUGCCGCUGUUCUAUAUCGGUCUUUUCGCCGAGUCGACGGGAGCCACGGACCCAGAGUUUGCAUUCUACCUGAUCCCGAUAAUCAACGCCGCGUCGACGUUUGGACGGAUCAUGCCGAAUUUCAUCGUCGGCAUCAUUGGUCCGUUGAACGUGCACAUCCCCAUCGCGACGGUUGCGGGCAUACUCGUGUUUGCGUGGUGCGGUAUCACGAAAUUCGCGUCUACAGUUGCCUUUGCGGUCCUCUACGGAUUCUUCUCGGGGGGCUUCAUCGGCUUGAUCCCCGUGACCUUGGUGAGUUUGACGCCGGAUCUGAGGACCCUGGGGACCCGCACGGGGCAAGCCUUCUUCGUCGGCUCGUUUGGGAUCUUGAUUGGAAAUCCUGUGUCGGGGGCUAUCUUGAACAACACCGGCUCGUGGAUUGCCGUCAAGUGUUUUGCUGGCGCGGCUGUUUCCAUCACGGCGGUUUUGUUGGUCGUGGCCAGGGCAGUGAAGGUCGGGUGGAAAUUGAAGGUUAAAACUUGA